AUGUCAGCACCACCUAAACCUUGGGAGCGUCCAAGAGUUCAAACCCAACCUCCGACACAGCCAAUCUCUACGAUGUCUGCUGCUCCAGCUACACCUGCCCCAGCAAUUACUGCGAACCAAACUAAUCCAAAUUUAAAUCCAGCAUUAAUGCCCAACGCAUCAAAUAAUCAAAUAUCUGGAAACAUAACCACAGCUAAUGGAGCAACUCUUAAUGCAUUAGGCAAUAAUACAUAUGCAAGGAGACCUAUGAUGUCGUCGUCACCUUACUCAUCAAUGUAUAGACCUGGAAUGUACUCUUCAUAUGGAGGAAUGGGGAUGGGAAUGGGGUAUGGCGGAUAUGGAGGAAUGGGGAUGGGAAUGGGAGGAUAUGGAGGAUACGGAGGAAUGGGAGGAUAUGGAAUGGGAAUGGGAGCCUAUGGUGAGCCUCCAUCAAAAGGGAUGAUUGCAAUUGAAAGGUUUUCUAUAUUAGUCAGCUCGCUUUGUUUUACUGCUGAGACUAUUGAAAACAGCAUGCAUUCUAUGGGAGUUUUUUGGGAAGCCUUAAUUAGAAUUAAAAGCUGAGGAUCAGCUGGAGUCAAAACAGUGCUUAUUUAUUUGAGAAACAAAUUCAAUGCAUUGGUGCAACAUUUGCUGUAUUUCAUUGGAAGAGGCGAUGAGCCUGAAGAAGAUUUGUCUAUAGUAAAAGUAUUGCUAAAUCUUGCAGCAGUUUAUAUAUGCUUACAGUUGGGAAGAUUUUUAUGGAGUGAAAUGACAAAAGCUCCAAUAGAAGAAGCGACAUCUUAUAACUAUCUUUAA
Molecule: messenger RNA, 795 nt
Organism: Blepharisma stoltei
Lineage: Eukaryota; Ciliophora; Heterotrichea; Heterotrichida; Blepharismidae
Source: the annotation of a GenBank genome assembly